This is a messenger RNA of Monascus purpureus, 2517 nucleotides long. The record is from the annotation of a GenBank genome assembly. Lineage: Eukaryota; Fungi; Ascomycota; Eurotiomycetes; Eurotiales; Aspergillaceae.
AUGAUGAACCUCUUCCCAUCCGUCAAUCUGCCUCGAAUCCAGACAAGGAAGGCCUUGCUUCUCCUUGACUUCCAGAAUGACUUUGUCAGACCCUCUGGGGCGCUUCCUGUUUCCAAUGCUACCGAUUUCCUCGAUAAUCUGCCCGAACUAGCCAAGGCUUUUCGCCAUGUUGGUGAUGUCGUAUGGGUACGGUCACAUUAUGAAGAGCCUCGACUACUCUGGGAUCCCGAUUCGCACGCAGAUCGAAUCGUGUUAACUUCUCGGUUGGAGGAUGACGGGAAAAAGCACGGCCAUGAGGAUCAUCACGACUCUACUAACGAUGAGGAAGCAUUUCUCACCAUUCAACCCCCUAGAUGCUGUCUUCCCAAGACGUCCGGUCAUCAGUUCCCUGCUCCGAUCCUAGCGGCCAUCGAUACCGACGGUGGCGACACUGUGCUUGAAAAAUCCAAUUAUUCUGCUUUCCAGAGCGAGGGCCUGGUUUUGACCUUUCGUACUCGCUUCGUGACUCAGCUUUACCUGUGCGGUUCCUUGUCCAAUGUGUCCGUCUACGCCACGGCCCUCGAUGCCGCACGUCAUGGCUUCUCCGUCACAUUGAUUGAAGAUUGUCUGGGGUUUCGCAGCUUUGGGCGCCAUGAAGAAGCCAUGCGCCGCAUGGCUGACAUACUUGGGGCCAGUGGAAUCACCACCGAUGAACUCUACGAAGAACUUGAUUGGCAGGAAACUGAUGCUAUCGCCUCCAGGCAUACUCCUGAACCAACCCGCUCCAUCACCGCUGCUGGCAUCGAAGGCGUCUUGGAUGAACUUGACGUGCAAGCUAAUCCUAGUCCCAGACAGACUAAAUUCGCUGCACGAGAAGAACAACCAGAACUGUCUCCGGAGGAUCGUCAACCGGGCAAGUUCAAUAUCGACGUGGGAACCAUGUCCGAUGAGGAUUCGUCCCUCCCAAGGUUACUCGAGCCUUUCCACGCUCGCUAUGGCUCAUAUUACAACGGUCCCAGGAAAUCUAUAGAGUCUUCAAUAGGGGGAAGGGGAGCCCACAGAUUGCGCCAGUCGAGCCGGCUUGAGUCCCGAACCGAGUCGGCAUCUCGAACGAACCGACGGAGCAGACGCAGGACGCCAGAAACAUACCUGGGACCCGGAACUGCCAUCGGUGAGCGGGACUCACGUAUUAUACACGAUCUGGACCUGCCUCCGGAUGCAUUUGAGAAGAUCCGUGGAGAAGUGGCCUGGCAAAAAAUGUACCAUCUGUCUGGCCAGGUCCCGCGGCUGGUGGCUGUGCAGGGACAGUGCAAGCCGGACGCAUCGAUCCCUAUAUAUCGUCAUCCAGUCGAUGAAGCAUCACCAUUGCUGCCAUUCACUCCCACUGUGGACCAAAUUCGGGUUAUUGUCGAGCGUAUAUUGAGACAUCCACUCAACCAUGUUCUCAUUCAGCUUUAUCGCGAUGGACAGGACCACAUCACUGAGCAUUCGGACAAGACACUUGACAUUGUCAGGGACUCCUCUAUCUGCAAUGUCAGCUUGGGAGCCCAGCGUGUCAUGGUUCUUCGCACGAAAGCUUCUGCCCGAGAGUCGUCACCCGACGAGAAAGGAUCCGGCCGGCAAACACAGCGGGUGCUACUGCCACAUGAGUCUCUUUUCAUUUUAGGCCAAAAGACAAAUAUGCGGUGGCUACAUGGUAUCCGUCCUGACAAAAGACCCGACUCGGCCAAGUCGGCAGAGGAACGAGCGUAUGGCGGUACGCGUAUCUCUCUCACAUUUCGGCACAUUGGCACCUUCACCGAUCCCGUUGCUGGUACCAUAUGGGGGCAAGGAGCCGUCGCUAAGUCCAGGGAAGAAGCAGGCAAGGUGAUCCAUGGGGACCCGACUGAGGCGGAACGGCUAAUCCGUGCUUUUGGACAAGAGAACCGUGCCACUGAGUUUGACUGGGAUGCGGUUUAUGGCGGUGGGUUCAAUGUCAUCAACUUUGUCACUGCUACUUCUGCAAGGUUGGUUCCAAGUGGAGACCCCGUGGCAGACAUGCGCGUGCGGUUGUGCCUUGAAGAGGCCGGUCAGCGCCACAAAGUGACAAAGCCUGACUCUUCAGAAUCAUCCGUAGCAGGUCAGCCUCAAUACUUUGAUCCGGAAGGUACUGAGGUUAUUGGGGAUGUCAACAUUCUUACCCACAUCGCGGAGCAUCCCCCGACGCGCGCGGGCGUGGAACCGUUGCCUGAGGGAUCCCGACUAUCGCAAAUUGAGGAGCUCUUGAGGAGCUGGCGGGAUUACCGGAAUGCUGGACGGCAGGGCGAGUUUGGCGCAUUAGAUCGCUGGGAGCAAGCCUUAGCCCAAGAUAGCCGGCAUUAUCUGAAUGGAACCGCCUUCGGGGUAGAUGACUGUUCUCUCUGGCCAGUCCUAAGGGAGAUUGAACAGAAGACCGGUGUGAUCUCGACUUCGCAGUAUCCCAGCCUACAUCGAUAUUACAAUCGUAUUGGCAAUCGGGGAUGUGUGAAGGCCGUAUUGGAGGAGAUGGGUCAGUCGUAG